GCUGUGUUUGAGUAACUCACUUAAUCUUUAUCUAUUUGCUCUGCUGAAAAACACUUAAAGAACACUUCCUACCCACCUAAAACAAUGAGGAUAAAGGUGGCAUCUAUGUGAAAGUGUCUUGUAAACUGUAAAGCGCUAUUUAGACUGGAAAAAAAGCAGAUAGUUCAUGGUGCUGGAGAUGAAGAAAAUCAGUUUGGGCACCCAACGAAAUAGCCUUCAUGUACUGAGACUUAGGGAAACCACAAAUAGUAUUUAUUACCCUUUUUGGACUGGAGCUCAAUUUGUGCACAACGAAUAUUUUUAAUUUAUAUGGCAUACAAAAUUUACCAAGAAUUUCACAUGAUCUUUUUGAGCUGCACAACAAUCUUGUGAGGACGGAAAUAUCAUUUCCAUUUCAAGGAGGAGGACCUGCAGGGCACCAUAUUACUAAUGAGGGGCACAGCCAUACAAGCAUUCAGAUAUCCUCGUUCCGAGUUCAACCUAAAUAUGAACAAACCAUUCCCCACCCACGCCGUCCUCCCGGAACACGAAAGAGACAGCUGGUAGGUCCCAGCUCCGGGUGAUCCACCAAUUCCUCGCGACCCCUGGCCCCCACGUCGCAAUUCUGGAUGGUACAGCCCCUUUUUCCUAUCGCGAGACUGGAAGGGCACGGCUUCUGGUUGCCAGGGGAACAGCGUUCUCAGAAGCCGGAGUGCUUUGGAUCCGCAGCUCCCUCCACCUCCAGAGUAGCUGUGGUGGCGGGAAAAACCUCUCCCUUUUGGGGGGCAGUGGGUGACACGGCGAGUGUCAGCAGUGCGUUUCCGAUCCGUCAAUGCUCUGACGACUGGUGACUAGCUCCCAAGGUUUCCGCCGGGUAUCAAUGGAUAUUAUAAAGGGAAACUUGGAUGGAAUUUCAAAACCAGCCUCAAGUUCAAAAACACGUCCUGGGAGCAGAGGUUCAAAUGCUUCUUUGGAGGUGCUCUCACCAGAGCCAUCAUCGUUCAAGGUUGAUACUGCAGUCAAGUUGAACUCUGAUAAAGAAGACUACUCAGAGAGCAGUAAUACAGAGGAAAGUAGAAACAGUAAUGUUAAUAAAGAGGAAAACUACUCCGAGAAAAUAAAAUUGGCUGAAGAGGAGUCAGAUGAAGAUCUGAGUCUGGUUCAACAUCAGAUAAUCUCUAAAUGUUCAGAUGAACCCGAGUUAAAAGAAUUAGAUUCUCAACUUCAAGAUGCUAUUCAGAGGAUGAAGAGGCUUGAUAGAAUAUUGGUGAGGAGACAAUAUAGAGAAAAAGAAAUUAAGAAGCAAGGUCUAGAAAUGAGAAUAAAGCUGUGGGAAGAACUGAAGUCUGCAAAAAAUAGUGAAGCUUUGCCAAGUAAUGAGGAGAUGGAAAAUACAAAAAAGUUUCUUGCUUGGACUGCUGUAUCAGAAGAAACUGUCGAUCCUUCUCACUGUGAGCAUGAAGAUACCUUUUUCUCCGUGUUUCACACUCAAGUACCACCAGAAGAAUAUGAAAACCGUAUACAGAAUGUCAGUCAAGAUUUUACCUAUGAUGUGGAAAGAAAUGAGUCAUUGAUCAAAGCAGAAAAGAAACCUUUCUCAAAUACAGAAAAGAUUGAGCUCAGGGGUAAACACAGCCAGGAUUUUAUUAAGAGAAACAUUGAGUUGGCCAAGAAUCAAGGAAAACCAGUGUUUAUGAUUGACAGAGAGAAGAAAAGGCUGGUUGAACUUUUGAAGGACUUAGAUGAUAAAGAUUCGGGGCUGUCCAGUUCUGAGGGCGAUCAGUCUGGCUGGCUGGUCCCAGGAGAAGGAUAUACACUUGCAGUUACCCAGCAUCAGCAGCUUGCUGAAAUCGAUACUAAACUCCAGGAACUCUCUGCAACCUUCCCCAUAACCUUCAGCUUUUCUCCAAGACUGGAAAAUGAGAAUGACCAGACACAGCAAGAAGACAGCCAUCUAGGAACUAGGAAGCAGGCCUUCAGCAGACACCAGUGCUUAUACACUUUCAGGAUUUGUGCUGGGAUACAGAGCAGGAUAAGUCAUGGUCCCUGUCUGAGCAGUGACAGUGUGGAACCUGACAAUGGUGAUGAUAGAAAUAUGGAAAUAACUCCAGGAGAAAAGAUACUUCGGAACACCAAAGAGCAACGGGAUCAGCAAAAGCGGCUGAAAGAGAUUGAUGAAAAGCUGAAAAAGAUGAAGGAAAAUGUGUUAGAUUCAACAUCAGGUCUCUCUGAGGAACAGUUAAGGUGUCUUCUGGAUGAAUGCACAUUCAAACAAAAAUCCAUGAUUCGACUUUCUUCAGAAAGAGAAAAGAAGGACAUUGAGGAUAUUAUGCCUGAAUCCCCCCAGCUCUCGAGAUCUAUCCUCUCUGAGUUACCAACUAUGUCAGAAACAGAGGUCAGAAGCACCAAGGUGGAAGAUGUAAAUAUGCAUGAGAAUGCAGAACGUAAAACAUCUACAGGCUACUAUCUCACCAAAGCCUUGACUGGGCAUUACAUGUCACAAGCUCUUGUCAUCGAAGCUGAGAAUAUGAAAUGCCUCCAAUUUUCCAAGGAUGAGGUUUUUAGUGAUACAAAAGACUAUUUUAUGUCAAAGACUCUUGGCAUCGGAAGACUGAAAAGGCCUUCUUUCUUGGAUGAUCCACUGUAUGGCAUCAGUGUGAGCCUUUCAUCCGAAGACCAACAUCUGAAACUCAGCCUUUCAGAGAAACCAAAAACAGAUGAACAAGAGAUUGAAGAUAUGACAGAAGAAUGUAAAGAAUCUUAAGCAAAGACUUGCUGGCUGGGGUGUGCUUUAAGAAAGUUGGUAAAUUAAGUUAAUUUAUACUUUUUCUGAUUCUUUGAAUUCAGUGAAUGCAUUGUAGAGACCAUUCUUCAAAUGAUUUUAAUAUUUGGAUUCUUUCUGGAUUGCAUUUCAUUGAUAUUAUUGUUCAAUGGUUUUCUUCCUUGAAAUUCCUGAGAAAAUUGUUUUUUAUUACUAAUCUUGCAACAUCAGGAAUACAUUAUAGAAGCCAACAUUUUAUCUAUCUGUAUUUUAAAACUGGUUGAAGUGCUAUGAUUGUUUUGUAUUUGAUUUUAUAUGUUACAACUUUACUGUGAUUCAGACAAAUUUAAUCACUAUGAAUUUUUGUUUUGGCCCGGGUUUUCCUUGUUUUCCUCCUCUCUCAUGCCUGUUAAGUAAGUACAACUUGCCAUAGAAAGAAAUGAAUUUUCUCAAUAAAGCAAAGUUCGGAUAGCUUUUA
Pteropus alecto (black flying fox) is the source of this 3218-nucleotide messenger RNA. RefSeq names its product fibrous sheath interacting protein 1 (gene FSIP1). The coding region runs from base 860 to 2743 and encodes 627 amino acids. The record is from RefSeq and is a predicted model, not a curated record. Lineage: Eukaryota; Metazoa; Chordata; Mammalia; Chiroptera; Pteropodidae. The transcript has 13 exons.